Cebus imitator (Panamanian white-faced capuchin) is the source of this 4651-nucleotide messenger RNA. RefSeq names its product exonuclease 3'-5' domain containing 3 (gene EXD3). The transcript is spliced from 19 exons. The record is from RefSeq and is a predicted model, not a curated record. The coding region runs from base 1855 to 4353 and encodes 832 amino acids. Gene Ontology annotation, biological process: nucleobase-containing compound metabolic process. Gene Ontology annotation, molecular function: 3'-5' exonuclease activity; nucleic acid binding. NCBI's taxonomy places the organism in Eukaryota, Metazoa, Chordata, Mammalia, Primates, Cebidae.
CAGCCCCAAGGAUGGACCCAGGAGACGCUGCUGGUGACCCCGCCGCUGGUGCGCGCCGCUGCACAGAGUGGGAUGUGUUCAAAGUGCACCACCAGCAGCACAACUGAGGAAGAACCUCGGCCCUCCUGGAACAGACACGGCGCUUCCUGAAACAGUCUCAGGGCUCCCUGGAACAGACACUGCACCCCUGGAACGGACACGGCGCCCUCUGGAACAGACACGGCGCUCCCUGAAACACUCUCAGGGCUCCCUGGAACAGACACUGCACCCCCUGGAACGGACACGGCGCCCCCUGGAACGGACACGACGCCCCCUGGAACGGACACGGUGCCCCCUGGAAUGGACAUGGCCUCCCCAGAAUAGACAAGGCCUCCCCAGAAUAGACAUGGCGCUCCUGGAACAGACACGGUGUCCCCUGGAACAGACGCGGUGCUCCCGAACAGACACGGUGCUCCUGGAAUAGACACGGCGCCCCCUGGAACAGCCGUGGUGCUCUCUGGAACAGACAUGGAGCUCCCUGGAACAGACAUGGCCCGCCCGGAAUAGACACAGCGCUCCUGGAAUAGAUACGGCGCCCCCUGGAACAGCUGUGGUGCUCCCUGGGACAGCCUUGGUGCUCUCUGGAACAGACAUGGAGCUCCCUGGAACAGACAUGGAGCUCCCUGGAACAGACAUGGAGCUCCCUGGAACAGACAUGGCCCGCCCGGAAUAGCCUUGGUGCUCUUUGGAACAGGCUGGUGCCUAGAAUGGCCACAUCCCCCACCCUCCCUGUGCCACUUCAGGCACCUGCCCUGAUGUGGUGUGUCCAACUCUGUCAACAAGGCCAGCCCCACCAGAGGCCCCAGCUCAGCCUCCCUAGCAGGCUCCUCUACUCAGGCUCUGGGUCAGCCUCUUCCCGGGAGGUGUCCUGGCCCCUGUGCUGGCCCAGCCUCGCUGCCUGUUCACCUGUCUGUGCCGUGCUGGUCACUGGGCAGGGCCAUCCUGUCUGUGGCCCCCGGGACUGUGCCCCGGACAGUGGGCCUGGGUUUGUCCUGGACUUCCUUUUAGGCUAGAGUGCCUGGGUCCGGGUCAUUGGAGGAGCGUCUCCGUGGCCACCUGUGUCCUGUUCUGGAGAGGCCCUCCCGGGCUGGGCCAGGGGGUGUCAUCAGGGAGGGGACAGGAGAGGGGCGCUGAGCUCCUCUCUCCCUCCCCAAGGCCAAAAAACAUUCUGCUUCUGAAUGUCCACGGCACUCACAGAUUCCUUUCCUCCUAAAGCGUCAGCCUUUGGUGAGCAGGCGGAGUUGAGGCUGGAAGGCCGCGUCGCCGGUGUCCACCUGGUUCCGGGUUUCCCGGGGCGCUCGAGCCGGAGCCUUUCUUGGGAAAUUCAGAGUCCCACAGACGGCGUUAAAUUGCGGCUCAGCACCGAAGAAGCAGGCCCUGCCCUCUGCAGAUGCAGCAGCCCCAGGACGCUGUCCUGGGUCCCCUCUCCCUCCCCGUCGCGCUGGGCUCCCUGAUCCUGGGCCUGCUGCCUGGGGCCGGGGCUGUGGCCAGCCCCACAUCCAGCGUCCACACUCCAGGCAGGGGCUCCUCAGCACCCGCCCGGGGUGGACACGGCGGUGGACAGGCAGAGCCCGCAGGAGAGGCCGCUUCUCCUGUGAAGGCCGUCUUUGAGGGGCUCCGUGAUGAACACGUUACGCUCGUGACACACCGUGAAGGUGCAGGUUCCUGGAGGCGCCUCCCUCUCAAAGCCUCACUGGGGCACUGUGGCCGGGGGCCAGGACCCCCUCCUGCUCCUGCAGACCCUGCAGACCCUGUGGUCCACGCGGGAGCGGCAGCAGCUCCGGGAGGAAGCCUGGCGGGGGUUUGCUGCCCUGGAUGACCCCCUGGCCGGGCUUCUGGACAUGCUGGAGAGCAGCCGGGGCCGGCGGGGAGAGGGUCCCUCCCUGGAGGCCUGGGUCUCCCACCAGCUGCAGUGCUGGCUACAGGCACAGCCACGACCGGACCCAGCCCAGCCCGAGGCUGGAGCAACUGCAGGCCCGAGCGGUCAAGGUCCUCACUGAGAGUCCCCCCAGCCUUGCAGCACCACUGGCCAGCAUCUUCCAGCUACAGGAUGCAGACCGGAGCUGCCUGCUGGAGCACGUCCACCGCCUCUACCACGAGGGCAGGUUCAGAGAAGCAGUCAUGCUGGGCACGACGUUGAAGCUGCAGCCAGAACUUGAUGUUGAAAAGAUGAGCGUCCCACUGCUCCUCCAGGACAAGGUGGCCCUCGUGGAGCGCUACGUGGCCGGCUUCCCAGACCUCCAGAGGAGGCUGCUGGCCCUCAUGGACUCCUGGUGCCAGCCCGGCUUUGACAUCAAGGAUGUUGCCAGACAGUACCCUCAGGUGGCCUCCCUGAGCCUGGAGAAGCUGAGUCCGAAGGUGCUGAGCAGGCAGGUCUUACGUCUGCAGGAGCAGUUCGGCAUGGUCCCGGCACUGUGUCCCCACGCGGCCACGCAGCAGCGCCUGGCAGCCCUGCGGCACCUGUGCCACAAGCGGUUUGUGGAGAAGAGCCUGUCUCAGGAGAACUGGGCUGACCACGUGCAAGGCCUCGUGGGACACAGCCCGUGGCUUCAGGAGCAGCUGUCUCAGCUGCUGACCUCCCUCAGUGACCCAGGCACAGCCGCCAGGUGCGCCCUGAACCUCCUGCUGCCCGAGGACCAGCUGCCAGCCACAGUGGCUGCAGAGCUCGGCCGGCUCCGGCUCCAGGGGAGGGCAGCUGACGCUGACUCGAGGCCCGACGUGAAGGACAUGAAGGACCAGCACUACCAGCUGCCCAUCCCCAGGGAGAACGUCUACCUCCUGGCCUCUCGAGAAGACCUCGCCAGACACGAGGGUGCCCUCCUGCAGCCCCAGCAGGUGGUUGGUGUGGACCUGGAGUGGACACCGGUGUUCGUUGCCGGCGGCCGGCCCCGGCCAUCACUCCUGCAAGUGGCCAUGGAGGGCCGCGUGUUCCUUUUUGACAUUCUGGCACUCACGCAUCCGCCAGCAGGACAGGGAGCCCAGGCCUUCUCCCAGCUGGUGGCCCAGCUCUUCUCAGACCCGUCCAUCACCAAGCUGGGCUAUGGGAUGGCGGGGGACCUGCAGAAACUGGGCACGUCCUGCCCUGCCCUGGCCCACGUGGAGAAGCAGGUUCUGGGUGGCAUGGACCUGCUGCUGGUGCACAGACAGAUGCGUGUGGCAGGCAUGCCAACCCCAGGCGUGGACGGGGCUAGUGGGCUGAGAGGCCUGAGCCUCCUAGUGCAGCAGGUGCUGGGCACGACCCUGGACAAGACACAGCAGCUGUCCAACUGGGACCGGAGGCCGCUCUGCGAGGAGCAGCUCAUUUACGCAGCUGCUGAUGCCUACUGCCUGCUGGAGGUGCACCAAGCCCUGUGCAGAGAGCCCGCCCGCUUCCACUUGUCGGGAGACCUGGCUGGGAGCCAGAGGCCCAGGCACAGAGAGAGACCAGGGACACAGGAGCUGCCCGGCCUGCGGGAGGCGUUGGCGUCACCCAGGCAGGUCCCUGUGGCCGUGGCUGAGGCCACCAUCCCUCGGGUCCCUGCCAGGACCUUCCGUGUGGUGUGUGACAACAUGCUACAGGGGCUGGCACGGAGUCUCCGCUGUCUGGGUGUGGACGCGCACGUGCUGGGCAGCAAUGAGGACCACCGCAAGGCAGCCGAGGUCGCCAGGCUGGAGGGGAGGAUCAUCCUGACGUCAGGGCAGCCCUACCACUCGCUCCGGGCCCAGGUUGGGGCUGGGCGCUGCCUCCUGGUCGACGGCUCCCUGAAGGCCCAGCAGCAGGCCAAGGCUGUCCUCAGGCAUUUCAAUGUGCAUGUCACCCAUGAAGACAUCUUUAGCCGCUGCCAGGUGGGUCCCGAGUACCUAUCCCGCCUCAGGCUGGCACCGGAUCAGGGGUCGGGGUCUGGGGCCGGCAGAGUGUCCCUCGUGCAGCCGGCAGGGCCAGGGGACGGCACAGCCCCAAGCAGGCGCUGGUUUGGAUUUGAGAAACUCCCGCCAGCCCCCACGGGGCUUCUGGCAGGCAUCGAGGGAAACCGUGGACUUCCCUGCGGGCUGGGUGGGUCCUGCCUUCCAAAGGCAACACACAGAAUGGCCUGCAUCUCUUGGUGUCAUCUAGCAAGGUCUGGGCAAGAGAGUCCCAGAGUGGGAGCUGCCAGACCUCAGUGGACGUCCAUGGGGAGGCGGAAGGUGGCCCCAGAGCCCCACUCACUUCUCUCCCUCCUGUCCUGUCCCCAGUGCGGGGCUGGGCUGAGUCAGCUGCCCGGGACCCCGGAGCCGCACUGUCCAACCAUCUGGUUUGAGCCCACUGGGCACCUGGGCAUGGCCGGGGGGCGCUGAUGCUGCCUUUGCCCCUCCACGCCAGGACAGGGUGAGACUGCCCUCAGCAUCAGGGUCUCCGUGGGCAACAUGGGAGAAGGGGGACUGUGGGGCUGUCCUGGCUCUCGGAAGCUCCCAGAACGUUCCGGAGUUAGGGCUACAUCAAUAUUCCGCUAGAGCAGCAGGUUGUGGCUGCUCCUUUAAGCCCGGUUUUGUUUUGUGGGGGGACGGAGUCUCAUUCAACUGCGCAGGCGGGAGUGCAAUGGUUCAAUCUCAGCUCACUGCAGCCUCUGCCUCCCAGGUUCAGGUGAUUCUCCCA